This is a messenger RNA of Nelumbo nucifera (sacred lotus), 1121 nucleotides long. Its product is annotated as Reticulon family protein. Gene Ontology annotation, biological process: response to bacterium. The record is from RefSeq and is a predicted model, not a curated record. Lineage: Eukaryota; Viridiplantae; Streptophyta; Magnoliopsida; Proteales; Nelumbonaceae.
CAGUCGUCAAGCAAUUUGCAAAUUGCAACUUAUUUCUUCCCGGGCUUCGAAGCCCGGCUCUCAUACCAGAGUACCGGAUUUGUGUAGCAGGCCCCUUUGUCGCUCUGUCUGUUUUCCUUUGGUCCAGGUUCCUGAAACCCUUAUUUUUUCCGGAGAGAGAAAAUUAAGGAACAAUGCCUGAGGGGAUUACAGCAGAGGAUCUUUUGAACACCAUAAUGGAUAAGUUUGUAGAAAGUCCCCCAAAGCAGAAAUCUGUGUCAUUUUUUGAGGAAGAUAAAUCAAAUUCAGUCUCUACUCGGAUGAAUAGGCUGUUUGGUCGCCAGAAACCUGUUCACAAAAUUUUGGGGGGCGGAAAGUCUGCUGAUGUGUUGCUAUGGAGGAAUAAGAAGAUAUCUGCAGGCGUCUUGACUGGUGCAACAGCCAUCUGGAUGCUCUUUGAAUGGCUAGAAUACAAUUUUCUGACCCUUUUAUUCUUAGCCUUAGUUAUUGGCAUGAUUGCUCAAUUUGUUUGGUCAAAUGCUGCAGGCUUAUGGAACAGGUCCCCAUCUAAAGUACCUCGUCUUGUUUUGCCUGAAGAGUUAUUUGUCAACAUUGGUGUCUCAGUUGGUACUGAAGUUAAUCGUUUCUUGGGGUUUCUUCAGGAUGUUGCAUGUGGGGGUAACUUGAAGCAAUUUCUUGUGGUUGUUGCAAGCUUGUGGGCUGCCGCUAUGAUAGGGUGCUGGUGCAAUUUUUUGACCGUGUUGUAUAUGGGAUUUGUUGCUGCUCAUACUCUACCAGUUCUAUAUGAGAAAUAUGAAGAUCAAGUUGACAACUUUGUGUAUAAUCUUCUUGGACAGCUUCAACAGCAAUAUCGCAAACUCGAUGAUGGCGUUCUCAGCAAAAUUCCUAAAGGAAACCUCAAAGGGAAGAAAACGGAAUGAAAUGCUGCUCCAAUUUCAAAGCUAUUCUUCAAUAAUAUGAAGGAAACUGAAUUAAAUGCUUAUUCCUGUUUCAAUUUGUUCUUAGUAGGGAUUGUCAUUAACCAUGCUUAGCUUCAACUUAUACUUACUAAUUAUGGUAGUGGGAUCCCUGACGUCCAUCAUUCAUGGAUGGAUGGGAGAGGACCCAAUUGCAACAGUGAA